AGCCGGGAGGUCACAUCUGGUCGCCCGCUGCAUCCUGACGAGCUAGACGCCGCUCUACUUCAGUGGCUUCGAGUGGUGCAGGCGCUCCACUUCCCUGACGAGGUAGCUGCUGCCACCGCAGGACGGCCUGGUCCACCACGCAGUUCACUGGUCGAGCUGAACCCAUUCCUCGACGACCAAGGUGUGCUUCGCGUCGGAGGACGCCUCAAGCACGCUCUGCUGCCCUACGACGAAAAGCACCCGGUGAUCGUCCCGCCGGCCUCCUGGAUGACGCGACUGCUAAUCGAGUCCUGCCAUCGUCGGUCUCUGCAUGGCGGCGUCCAAAUGACUCAGCUUACUUCGCCUUCGAUUCUGGGUGCCACGUGGAAGGACCGUCGUCAAGCAGCAGUUGCAUCGGUGCGUCACUUGCUUCGCUAGCGAGCUGCCACUCCACAACCUCCUAUGGGCAAUCUUCCUCGUGACCGAGUGACGCCGACUCGGUCAUUCCUGAGUACUGGCCUGGACUACGCGGGACCCAUUUCUAUCCGGACCAGCAAGAAGCGCGGACACCGCUCACAGAAGGGAUACAUCGCAGUCUUCAUAUGUUUCUGGUCAAAGGCUAUCCACCUCGAGGUUGUCUCGGAUUACAGCUCCGAGGCCUUCAUUGCCGCCUUACGCCGCUUCGUGUCGCGCAGAGGUCUAUGCACGGACAUCUACAGCGACUGUGGUACGACAUUCAUUGGCGCCGAUCGCACGCUGCGUGAGCUCUUCAAGGCGUCGACCUCCGAGGGCCAUCACAUCGCCCGCGUCGCCAGCACUCAAGGGAUCCGCUGGCACUUUAAUCCGCCAGCGGCCCCUCACUUCGGUGGUCUUUGGGAGGCUGCCGUAAAAUUCACGAAAUUUCAUCUCCGUCGAGUAAUCGGCGAAACUACACUUACGUUUGAGGAGCUUAGUACACUCCUCACACAAAUAGAGGCGUGUCUUAAUUCUCGUCCGUUACAGGCUCUGUCAGACGAUCCAGACGACACUUCGGCGCUCACACCAGGCCACUUCAUCAUCGGAGCACCGUUACUCGCGGUACCUGAGCCAUCGCUGACGGGUCAAUCAACCUCCACGCUGUCACGCUGGCGUCACCUGCAGCUGAUGCGAGACCAUUUUUGGCAGCGGUGGUCGGCUGAGUACGUGCACGGUCUCAACCCCCGCACCAAAUGGUUCAAGGCCGAGUCCGUACCUUGCGACCGACCACUGGUCGCGAUCCACUGGAGAUUAUCCCGGAUGAAACUCCGGCAACUACCCCGAACAUCAAGGACAAACCACAGAAGAACGAGGGAACACUCACGAGCGUUCCAGCGAGUCAGAUGACAACUCACCUGAUGGAAAGUCAAGGACCAUCCCAGGAGCCCCAACGGAACGUUGAAGGUGCGAUGGAACCAAGUUGAGCAUCCCAGCGUGAUGACGAUGAGUCAAAAGAACUGUAAAUAUAUAUGUAUAUAAUAUAGCGAUGUAAGUCUAGGUUAGGUUGUGACCGGACAAACCCUACAUACCCCCGCUUUUUUAUGGAAACGUUACGUAUGCAAGGCUUACCCUGCCAGCAGGCUGCAGUGCUUUCGCCUUUGAUCCGGUCGCCACGUUUUAACCUGUAUAAGCACGAAGGUGUUGGUUGUAAUCCUGGCUAUUGGGUUCUCGCCGAAGAAGUCAAUUCCCUUGAGUUGGCCCUUGCUUCGGUGUUCCUCCUUUCCGUUGUAGGCACCUUCCUUCUUUGUUUCAGGGUGCUUUAUUAACAAUCCCUCUCACGGACACUGAUCCACUCAAGCGCCACGUUACAAUGGUUAUGCGCAUCGUUAUCUUGGCUGGCGUCGCCUCACCGUUUCCCGGAACGCAAUUUAUUUUAGAAUUACCACUUAAAAUUAUAAUCACGCUUCCGCACAAUGGCUUCUGAUUACACACGCGACUGACCCAAACGCUUUUGCUAUUUAUCGACCGAUGUGGUUUUUCGGAAACGACAGCGUUAUGACGAGUCUCAUUUGGCCACCGAAUAUUUAAAGUCACGAUGCCGCCUUUAGACGAUUAUAAUAUCACGACUGUCUCUAGCGCUUUUUUAUUAUCGGCCGACGUAGCCUCUCGGUACCCGACAGCGCAUUAGAGCCUCGAGUCAUUUCGCUGCCCGCUUUUAUACUCUGUCACCCCACUCUGGGUGCUUCAGCCAAUUGCGUUUCGGCCCUUCGCGCGCGCCAAUCAGCUUUCGUUCUUUUACGGCCUUUCGUAACGGUCCGCGCCACGCAACCAGCGCGGUCUCUCGUUAUGGUCCGCGCGCUGGAAUUGCUAGGGUCUCUCUACAUGGUCCGCGCCCUAGAUAUUGUUCUUUAUUUUGCUCUUAGCACCAAAUACAAUUAAAUACGUACUAUAUUAUAACUUAACUUUAAAUGAAAAUUAACCGAAAUCAAACGUAAUUCGGACUUUGAUUCUUUGAACUAAACUUAUAUAAUUUUAUACG
This is a messenger RNA of Nylanderia fulva, 2473 nucleotides long. NCBI's taxonomy places the organism in Eukaryota, Metazoa, Arthropoda, Insecta, Hymenoptera, Formicidae. The record is from RefSeq and is a predicted model, not a curated record.